This is a messenger RNA of Lolium rigidum, 1377 nucleotides long. RefSeq lists its product as uncharacterized. The transcript has 3 exons. The coding region runs from base 8 to 1324 and encodes 438 amino acids. Lineage: Eukaryota; Viridiplantae; Streptophyta; Magnoliopsida; Poales; Poaceae. The record is from RefSeq and is a predicted model, not a curated record.
UUCACCGAUGGAGGUCGAUGGCGAGUCGUACAAGUCCUGGGCAUGGUGGCUGGACGCACUGCAGGCGAUAAGGAGGACAUACUCCAUCCCCAUGGACGCCAAGGAAGCGAGGAUAUGUGCGGAGGUAGCGGAGGCUAUGAGGAAGGAGAUGGCGGCGGCGCUCACAUUGGAGGGAAUUAGGAAGGGUCGGCUGAUGAGGUGGAUCGGUGAGACGCAAGACCCGAAGGCGCUCAGAGCGGCGGUGGAGAAGGCGCGCAGGAUGGAUCGGCUGGAGGAGGAGCGGGUGGCGGUGGACAGGUGGGCGAAGACGAAGGACCCCGAAGCAGCGACGUACCGGCGGCAGCUGGAGAACGAGCGGAGCGAGAUGUACCGGAGGAUGAUGACGGAGGAGCCAUCCGGCGACACGGCGGACUGGUCGGAGCCUUGUGGUUAUCGCAGUAACUGGAGGUACAUAUACGAAGGCCGCCGCGGCACCUACGAGGACACCACGGAUGUACCGGCCAUGCGUUUCACGGACGACGACCGAGCAAAGCAAAAUUGGGACGUUGAGCUGACGGGAACUUUGCAGAUAUUUUCCUUCAAAGUCGCCGCAAUAGCAGAGGAGUUGCGGUGGCCGCUUGAUGUGUAUGGCUUGAUCGCCAUAAGAGACCACCUCGACCGUCGACGAAAUAUUAUCUAUGCCCGCGCAAGGGAUAAUUGCCAGACUAUCACACGUGAGGAUCCAUAUUUAAAACUAGUGGGUCCAACUCGUGCUGCUGUGCUAUCACAAGUAUCUGAUUCUGUGCGCUUUGAGGUUGUGUUGAAAGUGAAGAGCGGCAGCAAUGAAUCUGAUGAUAAAGAUUUAAGCUUUUUAGCUUCAAAGUACAGAACAUUCAACACAAAUUAUUCGCGUGUGAUUUGCCGUGUUGUUUCCAGCAAGCUUUCCAAACUAGAGUGGAGAUACGGCCUUCUUGCCAAAUCUGUGGAGGCUACAAUCGGUAUACAAGUUAUUCAUGGGUCAUGGCCAAAUGGUUGUAGAGGUAUAUUUAGUGCAAGUACCACUAGUCUAGAUGGCAUGAAAGUCACACUGCUCUCUCUUGAAGAUGACAAGUUGCCGAUAAAUAUUGAUGGUAUGAUCAAUGUUUCACGCCAUGUUGUUUGCGUUGAAAUUGAUGGACAACUGAAGAUUUCUAUUACAGCAGAAUAUGAAGACGGCGACCAAAUUACUAUAAAAGAUGAAAUAAUUUUUACACCUAAGGAAUAUGGUAGAAGUUCUGCUGUUCUUAAGGUUCACUCAUGUCAGAUGAAAGUCAUUGUUGCAUGGUCACUUGUUUGCUGUUGUUGACCUCCAGACACAAUAGUGCACUACGUGUCCUAGAUAUGGGUUUUAAGAGUGUA